AUGAAGAUGCUCCAAGCGAUACUGGGUACAGUACUAUCGCCCGAACACAGCUAUAGUGAAAUUGAAGAUGCCGAGCCCGCCUCUGCUUUGGACACGCUCACGGAAGAGACAUUGGAUGAUCAAAUGUGGCUAAGUAACAACCUUGACAUGGAGUUUUGGACCAGUUUGGAGGGCCAUCCGCUGCUUGCCUGCGCGGAGUUGGCGUAG
This is a messenger RNA of Letharia columbiana, 207 nucleotides long. RefSeq lists its product as uncharacterized. NCBI's taxonomy places the organism in Eukaryota, Fungi, Ascomycota, Lecanoromycetes, Lecanorales, Parmeliaceae. The transcript has a single exon. The coding region runs from base 1 to 207 and encodes 68 amino acids. The record is from RefSeq and is a predicted model, not a curated record.